AUGGUGUCGCAAAGAUUCAGGUUCACCGAAACUGCUGAUCACCCCCCAGAAGUCCCAGUUACCCGGGAACAGCUGAACCACUAUCGGAACAUGGCCGAAAAUGUUCAAAGUGAACUUGCAGCAACUUUGGUCAGAUUUGAAUGUGCUCAGUCGGAGCUUCGAGAACUGCGCUCCAAGAUGCUGUCUAAAGAAGUUUGCUGUCAAGAAUUGAAGGCUGAGAUGGAGAGCUAUAAAGAAAGCAGCGCCAGAAAAUCAUCUCUCCUCAUCUCUUUGAGGGGCAGAGUGCAGGAACUCCAGGAAGAAUCAGCAGCGUUUUCCGCUUCUAAAAUCAGAGCAGAGAUCUCUGCUAACGCCAUGAUGAAGGAGAACCAGGAACUCACGAAGAAAGUUCUAGAACUGAAUGGGAAAUUACAAAACUGUUCAAAGGAAAAUGAGGAGUCUAAGAAACAAGGCUCAGAGACUCUCCGGAGGCAUGAGGAAUUUCGGACUCAGCUUUGUGAUUGCUUGAGUCUAGACAAGAAGCAUGAGGGGACAUCGGAUGAAGAUUUAAUUCUAAAGCUUAGAGAGCUGUGCAAGGAAAACACAUUCCUGAAAGGACAAGUUGCCACUCUUGAAGAGACUAUAAAUGUCCAUGAGAUGGAGGCAAAAGCUAACAGAGAAACAAUCGUGAGGCUGGCAGCGGAAGGCAGCAGGGAGCAGAAAAGAGCUGCCUCCUGGGCCGAGGAGAAAGACAAGCUCAACCAGGACUUGGUCAGUGCUGUGGAGGCAAGAACAGCUCUAGAAAGGGAAGCCAAGCUCUUCCAAGAACGGCUGCUUGCUGUGCAGCGAGCCUGGAAUACUUCAAAACAGGAGCUGAACCAGCUGAGGAAAAGCUGCCAGCAGCUGGACACGAGUGUCAAGGCCAGCAGGGAUGCCGCGGCGGCUUCGCAAAGCCAGAACUCCUGCUUCAGGGAGAAGCUCGCUGCGCUUCUUAGCAGCAGAUUCGAUAUGGCUGAGUCCACGGAGGACGCCAUCUUGGAGCGGAUUCGAGAGCUCGGCAUCCAGGAAGAGACCCAGAAAAGGAUGGUCUCCCAGCUCGAGGCCCAAGUCUCAGAGCUUGUUGAACAGUUGGGGAGUGGAUCUGAGGUUCAUCAAAAAGCCCUACAGAGGGCCCGUGAGGCAGAAAAGAAGCUGGACACUCUUCAGGGUCAGCUGCGUGACCUGGAGGGAGAGCUGCUUUCUGGAGACGUCUCGAGAGACAACUUGAAUCUUGAGAAGCAAAAAUAUCUGAAGUUUCUGGACCAGCUUUCAGAGAAAAUGAAAUUGGGCCACAUAGCUGCGGAACUUGGCUUUGACAUGCGUCUGGAUGCAGUUUUAGCCCGGGUAGCGCAGUUGGUCCGCCUAGAAAGCAAUGCUGUCAUUGAAAACAAGACCAUCGCUCACAACUUACAGAGAAAGCUAAAGACUCAGAAAGAAAGGCUGGAGAGCAAAGAAGUGCAUAUGAACCUCCUCCGGCAGAAAAUUGCCCAGCUGCAGCAGGAGACGCAGGCGCGGUCAGCCUUGGCAGUGGAGAGGGACGAGGCCCAUCUCACCAUCAGGAAGCUGGAGAAGAAAGUCGAGAGGAUGCAGAAGGAGUUGAGUGUGUGUCAGGAACACAACACUGAGCUUAAAGCCAAACUGGCUGAUACCAGUGAACUCAAGAUCAAAACUUUGGAACAGACCAAAGCCAUUGAAGACUUAAAUAAAUCCCGAGACGAGCUGGAGAAAAUGAAGGAGCAAGUGGAGAAAAAGCUUAUGUUGGUCAAGUCUGAACUGGAAAGUACUAUGGAGGACGCUGAAGUGGACAAGGCCAGGUCCAGGGCCAUGAUCGAGGUGGCCAUCAUUGAACUGGAGUCCGUGAAGAAAUCCCUGGAAGAAGCGGAGAUACGAGAACAGGAGUUGGUGGACUUCAGGGAGGUGGUUUCUAGUACACUGGGCUUGAACUUGACCUCGCUCGCACGCCCUGACUAUGAGAUCAUCAAAUGUCUGGAAAGACUGAUCGAGUCCCAUCACCAUCACUGUGUUUCCUGUGCCUGCCUCAAAGAUGCGACUGCUGAGCAAAGCAGUUGCUCACAGUGCCACUAGAACGUCUAC
Molecule: messenger RNA, 2112 nt
Organism: Acomys russatus (golden spiny mouse)
Lineage: Eukaryota; Metazoa; Chordata; Mammalia; Rodentia; Muridae
Gene: Ccdc170
Product: coiled-coil domain containing 170
Exons: 11
Coding region: 1-2103 (700 amino acids)
Biological process (GO): microtubule cytoskeleton organization
Cellular component (GO): Golgi apparatus
Molecular function (GO): microtubule binding
Source: RefSeq, a predicted model, not a curated record